This is a messenger RNA of Anopheles darlingi, 1043 nucleotides long. RefSeq names its product MKI67 FHA domain-interacting nucleolar phosphoprotein-like. Gene Ontology annotation, biological process: maturation of LSU-rRNA from tricistronic rRNA transcript (SSU-rRNA, 5.8S rRNA, LSU-rRNA). The transcript has 2 exons. The coding region runs from base 83 to 1003 and encodes 306 amino acids. The record is from RefSeq and is a predicted model, not a curated record. Gene Ontology annotation, molecular function: RNA binding. Gene Ontology annotation, cellular component: nucleolus. NCBI's taxonomy places the organism in Eukaryota, Metazoa, Arthropoda, Insecta, Diptera, Culicidae.
AGUUGGACCACGCGUUUGUCGCUUUGUUUACGCUAAAAAAACACCUUUUUGAAACCAUCGCGAUCACGAAAAACGUGUAAAAAUGGGUAAAAUAAAGAAGGCCCCGAUGAAAUCUCCGCUCUCUAGCGCGGAUCCCCCGAUCGAAAAAGCACCGACCGAAGAACGCGGUGUGGUGAUGGUGAAGAACCUUCCGGUAGGAUUCUACGAGCGCGAACUACGCCAGCUCUUCUCACAGUUCGGCGAUGUGCUACGUGUCUAUGUGGCCCGUUCGAAACGUACACUCCGGUGUAAAGGAUUUGCCUACGUAGAGUUCCUGCUGCACGAUGUUGCCGAGAUCGCCGCGAGCGCCCUGAACAACUACAUGAUGUUCGGACAGGUACUGAAGACGGUGGUGCUCCCUCGGCGACAACACGUAAUGCUGAGCACCUCGCUACAAGCGUUCGACGAUCAGGGUAGACAGACCACGAAGUACAUGCUGUGGCUGAAGCGUCAAGCGGCCCUCGAGAACGGCGUGGCUCCGGAGUCGGCACUGCGUGCCCGUAAUGCCCGCAUGCUGGCCAAAUUGGAACAAACAUCCAGUAACCUCCUGGAUUCAACGUCCGAGUUGAUAAAGCAUUACGAAGAGACGGCGGAACUGCUGAAGAAGAAUCCGGUGCUGGCGGCAAAUCGUAAACGGCCAUCGAAGCCGAAGGCGAAAGAGGUCAACACGACUCCCAAAGACAAAAAAGCAGAAACACAUCAAGAGGAUGAGGAUGACGAAGAUGACGAUGAGUCAUUCACUGCACUGAAGCCAGAUGAUUGGGACGUUCCGGCCCCGGUAGUAACCCCAUGCAACCCAGAACAGAAGAAAGCUUCGAUCGAGGCUGCCAAGCGUGCCAAGAAGAACUUGAAGCCACACCAGGAACCGGUCGAGAAGCUGAAAAAGGUAGAGAAAGUAAUCAAGAAGAACCCAGCAAAAAAUGUGAAGGCAGCCAUCAAGCGUGGAAAAAAUAAAAAAGCCUAAUGGGCAACUGUUGCUCCUACUCUACAAAUGCGUUUUAUUU